This is a messenger RNA of Dovyalis caffra, 1131 nucleotides long. NCBI's taxonomy places the organism in Eukaryota, Viridiplantae, Streptophyta, Magnoliopsida, Malpighiales, Salicaceae. The record is from the annotation of a GenBank genome assembly.
AUGGCUGAACCUGGUACUUCAGCAUCCACUAAGAGGAUGUUUUCGGUGUCUGAAGGUGCCAAGCUGCACAUAGCCAUGACUAUCUUUCAGUUAGGUUAUUCAGGGAAUCAUGUGAUCAUGAGGGCUGCACUUAACAUGGGAGUAAGCAAGCUUGUUUUCCCCAUUUAUAGGAAUAUUAUUGCUGUGGUUCUGCUGGUUCCCUUUGCUUAUUUCAUAGAGAAGAAAGACAGGCCAACACUAACUAUUUCUCAUCUGAUACAAUUCUUCCUCCUUGGAUUUGUAGGGAUAACAUUCAAUCAAGGAUUCUACCUAUUUGGUUUGGACAACACCUCACCUACAUUUGCUUCUGCGACAGAGAAUGCUGUGCCUGCUGUGACCUUCAUCUUGGCUACCUUACUCGGAUUAGAGCAAGUUCACCUGAACCGUAGAGAUGGCAUAGCCAAGGUGCUUGGAACUCUAACUUCCUUCAUUGGAGCUUCUGUCAUAACUCUCUAUAAGGGACCAACAAUAUAUGGCCCAAACUCACCUUCAGAGCAAUCACAUUUGAUGUUUGCAUUAGGAGAUGCCAAGACAAAGAACUGGACCUUGGGUUGCAUCUGUUGUUUUGGUCAUUGCCUAUGUUGGGCGAGCUGGAUUGUGUUACAGGCAUUUGUCUUGAAGAAGUACCCAGCUCGGUUUUCAGUUUAUUCAUUCACUUGCUUCUUCGGUGUCCUGCAAUUUCUGGCAAUUGCAGGCUAUUUUGAGAGAGAUUCCCAGGCAUGGCAUGUGCACUCUGUUGGUGAACUCUUCACCAUUUUCUAUGCGGGAUUGGUUGUUUCAGGAAUGGGAUUUGCUAUACAAAUAUGGGUCAUACAGAGAGGUGGACCAGUGUUUGUUUCAGGCUAUCUGCCUCUUCAGACCAUGCUUGUGGCUGUAAUGGCCUCCAUUGCUCUACAUGAAGAUUUCUACUUGGGAGGAAUUGUAGGAGCCAUGCUAAUUGUAGUUGGACUUUACCUGGUUGUUUGGGGAAAAAGCAAAGAGACCAAGCUUGCCACAGAAAAGGAUGCGAUUUUGAUAUCAUCUGAUGACAGUCAGGCAAAAUUUCCAGGCAAAUCCUCUCUGGUCCAACCCUUACUUAACUCUGGGGAAUAA